CGCAGCGGCGCAGCAGCGCUGACGUCAGCGGGGCGCGCGCGCCUGCGUGCCGUGCGUCGCGCGGGGAGCCGGUUCCCGCCAUCCGCCGCCGCGCCCCUCCGCGGGCCGCAGGUUCCGAGGCGGUGCCGGCUGCGGUGAGGCCCCGCCAUGGCCCCGCUGAAAGUGCACGGCCCCGUGCGGAUGCGCAGCAUGCAGACUGGCAUCACCAAGUGGAAGGAGGGCAGCUUCGAGAUCGUGGAGAAGGACAACAAAGUCAGCCUGGUGGUCCACUACAACGUGGGGGGCAUCCCCAAGAUAUUCCAGCUAAGCCAUAACAUCAAGUCUGUGACCUUACGGCCCAAUGGCAGAAAGCUGUGCUGCCUGAUGCUGACGCUGAAGGAUACCAGCUUCCUGACCAUUGAUAAGGUACCGCUUAAAGACGCGAAUGAGAUGCGGAUGUAUUUGGAUGCGGUCCAUCAAGACAGGCUUCAUACUGCUGGGAAACCCUCUCAGGGAUCUGGCAGCUUUGGAGGUGUGCUGGGCAGCAGGACCACACAGAAGGAAGCUAAUAGGCAAUUCUCUUAUAUAGAGAAUCAGGCUCCUCCCAAAAGGGUGACUGUGGAAACUAAGGAUGAAAAUCCAUUCCGCAAGGUGCUGGGCACCCCGGCUCGGGCAUCUGUUAAGAACUCCAGUGGAACUGGAGCACCUGGCAACAGGGGGAAUGUUGCAGCAUCUCCAACGUCAUCAGUCGCUCACAGAACAGGCUUGCUGGAGAGCCGUGAAAAGAGGAAAAGAGCACAACCUCCAAGUUCAGAAAUGAGUGAAGAUUAUCCCAAAGAGAAUGAUUCUUCAACGAAUAAUAUAGCUAUGAGUGAUCCAGCAUGGAAAUACUUAAACAGUAGCAGAGAUAAACAGUUAAAACUGAAGCAAGAGGAGGAAAAUAGGACGUCAGGUGUUUUACCGCUGCAGUCAUCAUCCUUUUAUGGUAGCAGGUCCUCAUCAAAAGAGUACUCCACUAGCAGUUCCACCCUGGACAGGACUAGUGUAUCCAGCCAGACUACUUCAGCCAAAAGAAGCCUGGGAUUUCUUUCUCAACCUGCCCCUCUUUCUGUUAAGAAAAUGAGAUCUAAUCAAGAUUACACAGGGUGGAACAAACCCAGAGUGCCCCUUUCCACCCACCCUCAGCAGCAAUUACAAGGGUUUUCUAACUUAGGAAACACCUGCUAUAUGAAUGCCAUUCUACAGUCCUUGUUUUCAAUCCAAUCCUUUGCUAACGAUUUGCUCAAGCAGGGCAUCCCAUGGAAGAAGAUUCCACUCAAUGCGCUUAUCAGACGUUUUGCCCAUCUCUUGGCGAAAAAGGAUGUCAGCAGCCCUGAGGUUAAGAAGGAGUUGCUCAAGAAGGUGAAAAGUGCCAUUUCAGCUACUGCAGAGAGAUUCUCUGGGUAUAUGCAGAAUGAUGCACAUGAGUUCUUGAGCCAGUGUCUGGACCAGCUGAAAGAGGACAUGGAAAAGUUGAACAAGACUUGGAAGAGUGAACCAGUCCCUAAUGACGAUAGCUCACCUGGGAGGGCUUCUGAUGAUCUUUCAGCUACCAAAGUUUAUACAUGCCCAGUUAUCAGUAACUUAGAGUUUGAGGUUCAGCAUUCUAUCAUUUGUAAAACAUGUGGUGAAACGGUCACCAAACGGGAACAGUUUAAUGACCUCUCCAUUGACCUUCCUCGAAGAAAGAAGUUGUUUCCAUCUCGGUCGAUCCAGGAUUCCCUUGACCUCUUCUUUCGGGCAGAGGAAAUUGAGUAUUCCUGUGAGAAAUGUAAUGGGAAGUCUGCUGUUGUCACACAUAAAUUCAAUCGGCUUCCCAGGGUCCUGAUUCUUCAUCUGAAACGAUACAGCUUCAAUGUAGCAUUGUCUCUCAAUCACAAAGUUGGGCAACAGGUGGUUAUUCCGAGAUACUUAACCCUGCUUUCACACUGUACAGAAAGCACCAGGCUGCCACUGACCCUGGGCUGGAGUGCUCAUUCUGCAAUUUCCCGUCCACUGAAAGCCUCCCAAAUGGUGAAUUCCUGUACUAUAAGCACUUCUACACCAAGUAGAAAAUAUACUUUCAAAUCAAAGAGCUCUGCAGCACUCGGUGUGGAUUCAGACAGCGAUGAUGAGCCCCUGAAACGUUCUGUUGCCAAUAGCCAAAGGUUGUGCAACAUACAGAGCAGAGAUCAGCAGCAACUGCAAGAAGAGCCAGAAAAGAGUUCAAAACGAAGUAAAAUGGAGGGCGAUAAACCUGAGCUGGGCAAUGCUGGUUUUGAUGGCAUGAGUGAAGAUGAGCUGCUAGCAGCUGUCUUAGAGAUCAGCAAAAGGGAAGCUUCUCUGUCUCUGAGCCAUGAUGAGGAUAAGCCCACAAGCAGCCCAGACACUGGGUUUGGAGAUGAUGAAAUUCAGGAGUUGCCUGAAAACCUGGAAACGAUGGAGACAGAAAAACCCAAAGCGCCAUCAGAGUCAGGUCCUGCCAAUUUCACUGAGAUAACUAAAGAUUUCGAUGAGAAUAAGGAAAACAAAACUCCGGAAGGCUCCCAGGGAGAGGUUGACUGGCUGCAGCAGUACGAUAUGGAGAGAGAGAGGGAAGAACAAGAACUUCAGCAAGCACUGGCUCAGAGCCUUCAAGAACAAGAGGCACGAGAACAAAAAGAGGAUGAUGACCUUAAGCGAGCUACGGAAUUAAGUCUACAAGAGUUUAACAGCUCUCUCCUGGACAGCGUUGGCUCUGAUGAGGACUCUGGGAAUGAGGAUGUGCUUGACAUGGAGUACUCAGAAGCUGAAGCAGAAGAGCUGAAAAGAAACGCUGAGACAGGAGAGCUGCCUCACUCCUAUCGCCUCAUCAGCAUUGUCAGCCACAUUGGAAGCACAUCAUCUUCAGGUCACUAUAUCAGCGAUGUCUAUGAUAUCAAGAAGCAGUCCUGGUUCACCUACAAUGAUCUGGAGGUGUCUAGAACUUUAGAAGCCACUGUCCAGUGUGACAGAGACCGGAGUGGCUACAUCUUCUUCUACAUGCACAAGGAUAUCUUCGAUGAAUUACUAGAAACAGAGAAAAGUGCACAGCCACUUAGCGUGGAAGUAGGCAGAUCGAUCCGUCAGCCGCUGUGAGGAGUCCAACACCUCGUACCUCUUGAGGAGCACAGAAAAUCCUGAACUUGUGCCGGACGUGCAGGAGUAACAAACAGCUCAGGGCCAAAACAACAGACACAUGGUAGAAAUACGGAUGCUCACAUUUUGCACAACCAUCUGUGCAAGUCUUCGGCCCGAACCACAGUCGUCAACCUUGACAUCCCGGAGCGAUGCUCCUGUGGUGAAGUUUUUAUUGUUCCUUAAACGAUUUUGUCAGCAUGGAGCCUUAAAGAGUUGCAUCAAGCCACGAGACUACAGCUGCUCACAGACUGAUUUAAAAGGAAAAAUGUGCAAAAAGAGACUCAUCUUCAAAAGCCCAUUCACAGGCCAGAUGUGAGUGGGGAAGAUUUACAUAUCAUUUGGCUCUUUUUUGUUGGGUUGUUUUUUUUUCCUUCUCCAAAACCGGUUUAAGCAAUAGAUUCUGUUAGCUGGUGUGUGUUGUGUUGGUGAUUUUCACUGGCAGCCCAGCUCCCAGGGUAAGCUCUCAGCAGUCAUCUCGCUGUGCAGUCGCUGAGCUGAUGUGUUUUGACAUUGGUGGGUUUGUAAGCUCUCUGCUGGUGACGUGCAGUUCCAGGAAACAAACUCUUGGUGCUGUGGAAUGUAUUGCAUACCUGGUGGCAGCUCUGUCUCUUUGAUGCCAUUCACUGUCAUCCUCCUUUAGUGGUGAGAUUAUACAUGUGAUUUAUUUUACAAGCAUUAUUAUUUGAUUGUGUUCUCUUUGCUACAUUGUUGUGUAAGUGUGGAGAAGAGAGGUGUGCAGUGUUCCUCGCUGAAGUUACGUUGCUUAGGGCUUGCUUUGAUGUAACUGACCCAAGCUGCUGGGUGACACCUGGAGCAGGUGGAGAACAGGAGCUGAACCACAGCUGCUUUUUCAUCUUGCCUCAUUCUGUGCAGCCGAGAAUCAUCGUGAAAUGAAAACGAUGGGAAGAAGGCAGGGCCUGCAGCGCCUUGCUUGCCACUCUUUGCUUGAACCGUGGUCUUUCUUUGGUCUUCCCUCAUCCCAGGUGCAGAAAAAGGGAUUUCACUGCAGCUCUGUGGCUGUUCUUACAGAGGAGUGCAGAGUGCUCCAGCUGUGUGACUAAAGCAGGUGGAAAGCUUUCAGGAAGCUUGUGUUCAGUGCUAACAGAACAGUUUGGGAACAUGUUUAAUGAGGCUAGCUCCAAGAUACUCAUUUUAGAGCUUGUUUCAGCAGGGAGAAAAAAAUGCCUAUCGACUUAAUUUUUUUUUUUUUUUUUUAGCACCUUGGCACUUAUUUAGCAGGGGCAGAUGUUUCCUUUUGCUGGCAUCUACUUACUUCAGAGAAACUGUUGCUAUUAAGCAGAGUAGUUGAUCUUGUUUUGGCCUCUAGCUCUGUUCUUUGCAGCUUGAGUUUUAGAGGUGAAAGACUUCUUUUAAAAAAAAAAAAAAACACAGAAAA
This is a messenger RNA of Lagopus muta (rock ptarmigan), 4552 nucleotides long. It is a transcript of the gene USP37, whose product is annotated as ubiquitin specific peptidase 37. Gene Ontology annotation, molecular function: cysteine-type deubiquitinase activity. The record is from RefSeq and is a predicted model, not a curated record. The transcript is spliced from 24 exons. Gene Ontology annotation, biological process: endosome organization; protein K63-linked deubiquitination; protein K48-linked deubiquitination. Bases 148 to 3114 code for a protein of 988 amino acids. NCBI's taxonomy places the organism in Eukaryota, Metazoa, Chordata, Aves, Galliformes, Phasianidae. Gene Ontology annotation, cellular component: dendritic spine; extrinsic component of endosome membrane; extrinsic component of plasma membrane.